AUGGAUAUAGCGCCAAUCUUGGUACCACUUCGACAGGCUUUAUAUCAUGCGAAUACGCUGUAUCUCUUCACGAAGUCGGAUAUGAAAACUAUCUUCUUCCCUAUAACGCUUUUCGCAUGGUGCACAGUUCCGAACACCAACUCAUUGGCCUUUACGCGCUCCGCCCUCUGGACAUGGCUUCAUCUCCUCCAGUUCUGUGUCUCCAACCAGAGUCUAUCCCCAGACGAGGACGCGCAGAACAAGCCAUGGAGACCGAUUCCCGCCGGUCGCCUCCCUGUACGUCAGGCGACUAGGCUUCGAUGGGCCCUCCUGCCACUCUGCCUGUUCCUGUCGUUUUCCUUCGGCAUCCCGGCGGUUGGUGCCGUGUUGAUGGUUGGCAUUCUCCUCCAUAAUGAGCUGAAACUCGACUCCCAUUGGUUCACGCGAAACGUUCUGAACGCCAUUGGCUAUGCAACAUUCGACGCCGGUGCGAUGACAGUCGCUCAAGCUGGCGCGCACCUCUCAUUCUCGUAUCCGGCCCUGGCUGCGCACUACACGAGUAUCGCGAUCGUCCUAACGACGAUCCAUGCUCAAGACUUUCAGGACGAGGAAGGCGACAGAGUCCAGAAGCGGCGAACGAUUCCGAUCGUGAUGCCCGCCGCCGGACGCCUCUCAAUGCCGGUCGGGCUUACGCUGUGGUCCCUGGGGUUGAGCGAAGGAUGGCACCUCCCGAAUGCGCACCGUUUGGCUCUUAUCACAAUAGGCCUGUAUGUCGGGUCGCGGUUCUACUUCCUCCGGUCCCCUGGCGCGGACAAGACGUCGUACAGGCUCUAUAACGUUUGGUUGGCGAUUGCGCGUAUCUCGCCUAUGUAUGGACGGAUUCCCGUGAUGUAG
Molecule: messenger RNA, 873 nt
Organism: Dichomitus squalens LYAD-421 SS1
Lineage: Eukaryota; Fungi; Basidiomycota; Agaricomycetes; Polyporales; Polyporaceae
Exons: 4
Coding region: 1-873 (290 amino acids)
Cellular component (GO): membrane
Molecular function (GO): transferase activity, transferring alkyl or aryl (other than methyl) groups
Source: RefSeq, a predicted model, not a curated record